Molecule: messenger RNA, 5891 nt
Organism: Loxodonta africana (African savanna elephant)
Lineage: Eukaryota; Metazoa; Chordata; Mammalia; Proboscidea; Elephantidae
Gene: PPARA
Product: peroxisome proliferator activated receptor alpha
Exons: 7
Coding region: 558-1964 (468 amino acids)
Biological process (GO): hormone-mediated signaling pathway; cell differentiation; negative regulation of inflammatory response
Cellular component (GO): nucleus
Molecular function (GO): DNA-binding transcription repressor activity, RNA polymerase II-specific; nuclear receptor activity; RNA polymerase II cis-regulatory region sequence-specific DNA binding
Source: RefSeq, a predicted model, not a curated record
GCCGUCCUGCGCUGCUGUGGUCCUGGCUUCUUGGACAGCUGCUCAGCCUGUUUUGCCAGCCUUUCUAAUCGAAAGAGGGGAAAGUGCCACAAAUGUCAAGAUUCUUUCUUAGAAAAGGACAUGGUUGUAGAGUGUCUUGGGCUUCGCUGGGCUUUAUGGGGCUUAGGGGCUGCACGCGCCCACCUCCCAGCCCCAGUCCCAACCCUGCCCUCCCCAUGUCCCACCACCCCCCACCCCGGGCUGCCUGCGAAAGGUUGCGCUGAGGAGCCGGGCACAGGAGGAGGGGCAAAGGGUUUUCGUGGGAACCACGCUGUCAAGCCGUAGCCUUUGCGCGAGGCAGGGGUUAGGUGACGUUCCUCUUGCAAGUUGGUGGAGAGUUGGGAGGAGUCCAGAGAACAUAUUGUAAUAAUUUUCUCCUUUACUUUCUUGCUGCCAAGGCUGGAGUUGAAGGCCCUACCUUUCCCGCGAAGUAACAGCUGUGGCGAGGCCAUCUCAGAACCAAGAAGUCCCCGUGACAGGUUGGCGUCCAGUGGCAUGACCAGCGCUGUCUAAUCAAGAUGAUGGACAUGGAAAGCCCUAUUUGUCCCCUGACCCCGCUCGAGGCUGACGACCUGGAAAGCCCACUGUCUGAAGAAUUCCUACAGGAAAUGGGAAAUAUUCAAGAGAUUUCCCAGUCCAUCGGUGAAGACAGCUCCGGAAGCUUCAGUUUCACAGAUUAUCAGUAUGUAGGAAGCGGUCCAGGGUCAGAUGGAUCUGUUAUCACAGAUACCCUCUCCCCAGCUUCAAGCCCUUCAUCAGUUAACUAUCCUGUGGUUCCCGGCAGCACUGAUGAGACAUCCAGCAGGGCACUGAACAUUGAGUGUAGGAUCUGCGGGGACAAGGCCUCCGGCUACCACUACGGGGUGCAUGCGUGUGAAGGCUGCAAGGGUUUUUUUCGUCGAACCAUUCGGCUAAAGCUGGUUUAUGACAAAUGUGAUCGCAGCUGCAAGAUUCAGAAAAAGAAUCGAAACAAGUGCCAAUAUUGCCGUUUCCACAAGUGCCUCUCGGUGGGGAUGUCACAUAAUGCAAUUCGUUUUGGACGAAUGCCAAGGUCCGAAAAAGCCAAAUUGAAAGCAGAGAUCCUUACAUGUGACCAUGAUCUCGAAGAUACUGAAACUGCAGAUCUCAAAUUUCUUGCCAAGAGAAUUUACGAGGCCUACCUGAAGAACUUUAACAUGAACAAGGUCAAAGCCAGAGUCAUCCUUGCAGGGAAAGCCAGCAACAAUCCACCUUUUGUCAUACACGAUAUGGAGACAUUGUGCAUGGCUGAGAAGACGCUGGUGGCCAAGCUGGUGGCCAACGGCAUCCAGAACAAGGAGGCAGAGGUCCGCAUCUUCCACUGCUGCCAGUGCACGUCAGUGGAGACCGUCACGGAGCUCACAGAGUUUGCCAAGUCCAUCCCAGGCUUCGCCAACUUAGACUUGAAUGAUCAAGUGACUUUGCUAAAAUAUGGCGUCUACGAGGCCAUAUUUGCAAUGCUGUCUUCUGUGAUGAACAAAGAUGGGAUGCUGGUUGCAUAUGGGAAUGGUUUUAUAACUCGGGAAUUCCUAAAGAGCCUAAGAAAACCGUUCUGCGACAUCAUGGAGCCCAAGUUUGAUUUUGCAAUGAAGUUCAAUGCACUGGAGCUGGACGACAGCGAUAUUUCCCUCUUUGUGGCUGCUAUCAUUUGCUGUGGGGAUCGUCCCGGCCUUUUAAACGUACAGCACAUUGAAAAAAUGCAGGAAGGUAUUGUGCACGUGCUUAAACUCCACUUGCAAAGCAACCACCCAGAUGACAGCUUCCUCUUCCCAAAACUGCUCCAAAAGAUGGCAGACCUGCGGCAGCUGGUCACAGAGCAUGCGCAGCUCGUGCAGAUCAUCAAAAAGACAGAAUCCGACGCAGCCCUGCACCCACUGCUGCAAGAAAUCUACAGGGACAUGUACUGAGUGCCUGUAAACACACAAGAAAAACAAACUCUUCAAGAAUAUUUAACGCUGACAGCACUACAAAUGGGGAAUUGGAGCCACACAACUUUGCACAAACGCCCACCACUUUCAUCUUAGGGUGUACACCCUAGCUAAUCCGAAUACCGUCCCACGUUUCUUGUUUUAACCAGUCCUCCUAAAAGCGUGCAAAGCAUUCAAAUGCUGGUGCUCAGUGGCUAACAGUCAGGACUUGGAAAAUUAAGAAUGGUGUUCAGCAGUCUGAUUUCCAUGCAUGUGGCAUUCAUUCACGCAGGUUUCUCUCUAUCCCGUUGGUAAUCUACCAUUUAAUUCUUGGGUAAUCUCAAAAUAUGUGGUCUGCCUUCCCUUUUGAGUGUUGUGCACCUUUGUAAUUUUGGAUACUAAUCAGCACUUUCUAACUACUUUUAUAAUCUUAUCAAUCUAGAUGUGUCCAAAGGCUAGGUAUUUAAAAAGCAGCAAAAGUAUUUAUUUGGAAGACAUAAUUCUGUUUCCUGACUUGCUGUUUUUUAAUCAUAAGAUUUGGAAUUUUAAGGAAUUAUUUGAUAAGCUAUCAAAAUGCAGCAGUGGUUGCGUUUUCUGUUCACUGUGUACAUGAUGGAGGAGCCCUGGUGGUGCUGUGCUUAAAGUGCUCGAAUGCUAACCAAAAGGUUGGCCGUUCAAACCCACCAGCUGCUCCUGGGGAGAAAAGAUGUGGCCACCUGCUUCCAUAAAGAUUAUAGCCUUGGACACCCUAUAGGGCAGUUCUGCUUUGUCCUGUGGGGUCACUAGGAGUCAGAACUGACUCCACAACAAUGGGUUUGUUUGGAUUUUUUUUUUUUUUUUUUUGGUUUGUGUUCAUGCUGGUAGCUGAUAUGUGGAAAAGCCUCUUUCCAGAUUUGUGUAGAUCCCAAAACACUAUCUCAAGAUGGCCCCACCCUGGACUUGAUAGAUGCCUGUGUGAAGCUAGGGUCUGUGAUAACAGGAACAGGAGAAACUCCGAAUGCAUGUUAGCCUCCCAUUCCUCUCCCUACCAAACCCAAACCAAUCGAUUCAGCUGUUUGUGGGCACCAUAGUAUUUUGAGGGUAAAUCAACAAAUUAUUUUUCAAUGUGUCAAGGCAGCUUCUUUUGUCUUUUCCUGUAUUGCUCUUUUAAAUAGGGAACUUAAUUUUUUUAACUCUCAAUGGUAGUAGGUGCUCUGGGGUGGAGGAGAUAAGGCAACUCUGACUUCCCAGCGUGGGGCGCCAGAGGGUGGAGAACUGGCUGGGAACACCAGAGGGCCGAGGACCAUGGCCUUCAGGUGGUGGUUUUAUUUCAUCCCCAAUUUCACAGCACCCUGAUUAUCUUUACAAAGAUGUAGACAGAGCUCCCUUUUAGACUAUACGUAAGGCAGUUUUCCAACAUCUAAGAUGUGUGUUUGAGACUUAAAGAUCAACUUCUAAACCUCAGUCCAGCUGGAACCGCAGUGCGGUGGUGAUGAUCUGUCUAGAGAAGGUGGACCCAGAAACACUAGGUCUGUCCACAUCUGCCCACUGUUGCCGAUAAUCACACUUUCCAACAAUUCUCAACAGCAAUACCUCAAGGCCAGACUCUGCCUCCUCAGGCCACUGGGCACCUCGCGACCUCCGCCCUAUGGCCUGGGUAUGCCCCUUGGUGCCUUGCCCUGCCAUCUUUACAACAUUCGGCUCUUCUACGAUCACUGUUCUUUACCGUUGAAGAGUGAUUGCGAUCGAUAGGGAUCAGCAUUCUGCAAAUGUCACACGAGGAAGGACAGUAAAAUUGUGAGGCUUCAACUGGAAAAAAGUCAGCAUUUACCACUAGGACAUCUUUUUAAAAAUGACACACUUCGGGGGUUUGGCUUUUCAUUUGUUUGUUUGUUUUUUAAAGAUCCAGUCAAAAGAUCUGCUGGCCAGCAGAAAACAGUUUGCACUGCAGGUACUAGGGACUGGGAGCAAAUAAAAGUAUUUCCAUAUAUGAAACGAAUCACGAGGUCGCCCUCCUCCAGACAAGAGCCAGCCUGUGAGAACCAUGCUACUCAGUAGAUGCUGUUUCCCCAACUGAGGACGCGGGGUGCUGUAGAGACUUGUGGCGGUGUUGGGCCCAAGGUCGCUGGAUCAGAGCCUGGAUUUGAAUACCGAGUCCGUGUUCCCUCCACUGUCCGUGGCAGCCUCUCACUCUGAUGUGCCCUGGAUGGACACCAUCCAGCUAGACAGUGAAGCUUGACACCAGUCUUCCAGAAGAAUAAUUUGUCCUUUGAAUUACGUAAAAUUUAAAUAUUCAUGAAACCUACUUAACGUGGCUCCUGACCCUGGGCUUCCAGCAUUAAUUACCCUUUGAGCUAACCAAAGGGGCAGGUUGUGCAUUCGCCCACAUGAUGGUCAGCAGCAUGGGUGAGCCUUUGGUUCCCCAGGACUGGCUAGACUACCAGUGAUGUCCCCAAGGAAACCAGCAAGGAGACCCAAGUGACCUCACCUGGUGCCAUCCACUUGUAUCAACAGGAAGUAAAAUCAUAUGUUCCCAUUUAUUUUAAAUAACAUAGUCACUAAUCAUCACUUGAUGAAUUAUAGAAUGUUUUGAGUCACCCUAACAAAGAUUUCUUAAGCUUCCAUAGUCAAACGUAAGCUGAUAAUUCACUAGUUCAAAAUAGAACUAUUACAAGAGUGCCUUCAUUACUCACUGGGUUUCAGUAGUCUCCAGCAUCAAGUACAAUGGAAAUGUGUCUGGCUCAGGACGCUUCAAGCCAUGUGGGCGAGACCCUCUCCUUGGGGGAGAAGGCUGGCUAUCACCUGUCUCCCUUCUCACCACCCUGGCCCAUUCUUCAAAAAGGCAUUGUCUAAACAUCUUUUUCUCAACUUUUGUAGUAAAAAAGUACCAAACUCCUCAGAAACCAUGAUAUUACCAAAUAGUCUUUGUCCUACAUGCUGGCUGGAAGAAAGGGACAACAGAGGUCUCCCCAGUGAUGCCUCUGAACCCCAGUGCUCCCGGUGGGACCGAGCACCCCACCAUGAUCUUCCUCUGCAGGACCCUCCUCCUCCUGCCUCCUGGGCACAAGCAGGUGGGCGGGUGGGUGCGUCACACGCAGAAUUCAGUGCUCCAAGGGCUGCCAACACAGGUGGGGUAGAGGAUUUUUAAAAGGAGCCCUCAUGGCGCAAUGAUUAACCCCUCAGCUGCUAUACAAAAGGUCUGUGGUUCAAACCCAUCAGCUGUUCCAUGGGAGAAAAGACCUGCCAAUCUGCUCCUGUAAAGGUUACAGCCUAGGAAACCCUACGGGGCAGUUCUCCUCUGUCCUGUAGGGUUGCUAUGAGUCAGAAUCGCCUUGAGGGCACUCAGCAACAUGACUUUCAAAGAACUUGUAUUGUUUAAAAGGGAGAUUUAAAGAUCCGCAUGGGCAUUUCCGUGAAGUGAGCUUGGGCCUGGCCUGGGUGUCAGAGAAGCAGCUGGUGCCCCAAUAGCACCUGGGUGAAAGCGGGACUCUCUCAGGCCUCUGAACCCCGACCAGCAUCUGUGCUUCUCUGUCUGCUUACAUGCACUCCUGCUUCACGUCCCUUCUCAAGCCACCAUGACACCGGGUACACUGGACACUCACCUGCGGGAGGCGCAAAAGAGGGAUGGAGACCCUUGUUGUUAAGGCAGUGACCACACCCAUCUUUGGAGUGUCUUUUUGAACUCUUGUUUCUAACUCAGAGAAACACUGGUGGCACAGUGGUUAAGAAUUUGGCUGCUAACCGAAAGGUAGGCAGUUCAAACCCACCAGCUGUUCUGCCGAAGAAAGAUGUGGCAGUCUGUUUCCAUAAAGAUUACAGCCUUGGAAGCCCUAUGGAGCAAUUCUACUCCAUCCUAUAGGGUCACUAUGAGUCAGAAUCAACUCCACGGCAGCAGGUACAGGUUUUGACCUCACCCAGCGAGUCCAGUACUUCCAGCUGCAGCUGGCC